Dipodomys spectabilis (banner-tailed kangaroo rat) is the source of this 1984-nucleotide messenger RNA. It is a transcript of the gene Plin3, whose product is annotated as perilipin 3. Gene Ontology annotation, biological process: positive regulation of triglyceride storage; lipid storage. Bases 58 to 1605 code for a protein of 515 amino acids. The transcript has 8 exons. The record is from RefSeq and is a predicted model, not a curated record. NCBI's taxonomy places the organism in Eukaryota, Metazoa, Chordata, Mammalia, Rodentia, Heteromyidae. Gene Ontology annotation, cellular component: cytosol; lipid droplet.
GGAGAAGUGGCCGCCGCUUCCGGACGUCCCGCGGACCGAGUGCCUGCCGCGGACAUCAUGUCUAGGGCCGAGUCACCCAAGACUGAGACAGCGUGGGCUGAGGCAGACACCCACAUCCACACCCACGAGACAGAGGAUGAGCUGAUGCCACAGGUGGACGCCCACGUCCACGCCCACCCCCACGCCCACCCCCACAUCCACACCCACCCCUACCCCCACGCCCACGCCCACGCCCACGUCCAUGCCCACGCCCACUUACCAGAGGAGGAGCUGGUACCACAGAUGCACGCCCACACCCACACCCACGUGACGGAGGAGGAGCCAGUCCUGCAGGCGGACGCCAGCACCCAGGGGAUGGAGGAGCCGGGACCCCAGCCUGGCGUGGUGGACCGCGUGGCCGCCAUGCCGCUCAUCAGCUCCACCUGCAACAUGGUGUCCGCCGCCUACACCUCCACCAAGGAGAGCCACCCCAACGUCAAGGCCGUGUGCGACAUGGCGGAGAAAGGCAUCAGGACGUUCACGGAGGCUGCGGUCAGCGGGGCCCAACCCAUCCUGUCCAAGCUGGAGCCCCAGAUCACCUCGGCCAGCGAGUAUGCCCACCGGGGCCUAGACCGCUUGCAGACAGUGCCUAUCCUGCAGCAGACCUCAGACAAGGUCCUGGCUGACACCAAGGACCUGGUGUCAACCAAGAUGACGGAGGCCAGAGAGAUGUUCUCCAACACCGUGUCCAGCGCCAAAGACACCGUGGCCACGAGCGUGACCGAGGCAGUAGACUUGACAAUGUCCAUGCUCAGCAUGGGCAUGAACUCAGUCAUGGGCACCCGCAUGGGUCAGAUGGUGACCAGUAGGGUGGACACCAUGCUGGGCAAGUCAGAAGACUGGGUGGACAACCACCUGCCCCUGACGGAUGAGGAGCUGGCCCGCCUGGCCGCGUCGGUGGAGGGCUGCGACCCGGCCUCGGUGCAGCAGCAGCGGCGGGAGCAGAGCUACUUCGUGCGCCUGGGCUCGCUGUCGGAGCGGCUGCGGCAGCGCGCCUGCGCACACGCGCUGGGGCGGCUGCGGGGCGCCGGGCAGGGCGCGCAGGACGCGCUGCAGCAGCUGGCGCAUGCGCUCAGCCUGAUCGAAAGCGCAAAGCAAAGUGUGGAUCAGAAGCUGGGGGAGGGGCAGGAGAAACUGAGCCAGAUGUGGAUGAACUGGAAGAACAUGAAGACCCCGAACAAGAAGAACAGUGAGAGGGACCCGGACCCCGCAGAGCCAGAGCAGGUGGAGUCACAGGCGCUGAGCAUGGUCCGAGACCUCACCGGGCAGCUGCAGGGUGCGUGCGCGGCCCUGGGCGCCAGCCUGCAGGGGCUGCCGGCCCAGGUGAAGGACCAGGCCCAGCAGGCCCGCCGCCACGCCGAGGCCCUCCAUGCCACCUUCGCCCACGUCCGGUCCUUCCAGGACCUGUCCAGCAGCGUCCUCGCCCAGAGCCGCGAGCGCGUGGCCGAGGCCCGGGAGGCCCUGGCGCACACGGUGGAGUCUGUGGCCCAGAACCCACCCCUCAUGUGGCUGGUGGGCCCUUUCUCCCCGGGGAUCACCGAGAAAGCCCCGGAAACCAAGAAGUAGGGUGGGAGGAAGGGCCAAAAAAGUGGGGGGAGGCUGCGUCCCCCCUGGAGUUAAGGAGGAGUCUUUCAACGAAGUGGUUCUCCAACUGACGACCACUCACCUCUGCGCUGGGCAGGCGCAUUCCGUGAGCCUCACCUCAUCAGGCCAAGUUCCCGGCAAGGAAAAAACACAUUUCCCCCCCAGAAGCUUCCAAACCCUUUUCUUUCUUCUAAAUGUUGACGAUGUUGUUCUUAUUACGCCCUGCUUCCUUUCCUAUCUCAAGCUUCUGUGCAAAUGGAUUUAGGUCCAAGAAGCUGGCCUCGGGCCUCUGGGACGAGCCGGCCAGCCUCGCUCUGUUCAGUGUUUGGUGAUGCCUUAAUAAACGUUUCCCUGCAGCUCA